Molecule: messenger RNA, 1320 nt
Organism: Bicyclus anynana (squinting bush brown)
Lineage: Eukaryota; Metazoa; Arthropoda; Insecta; Lepidoptera; Nymphalidae
Product: gastrula zinc finger protein XlCGF26.1-like
Exons: 1
Coding region: 1-1320 (439 amino acids)
Biological process (GO): regulation of transcription by RNA polymerase II
Cellular component (GO): nucleus
Molecular function (GO): RNA polymerase II transcription regulatory region sequence-specific DNA binding; DNA-binding transcription factor activity, RNA polymerase II-specific
Source: RefSeq, a predicted model, not a curated record
AUGCCUAACAUAAGUAUAGUGAAAGGUUUAACCAAACCUGUGAAAAGAUCUAAAAAUUACACCGCAAUAGCUAAAUUAUCUAACAUCACUGUAGUAGGUGGUGUGUAUAAAUCUCUUAACCCUGCAAUUGGAAUAAAUAGAGCUGUGGUUAAAAAGAAUAACAAAGCUCAGCGAAAGAAAGCACCUCCUAAGUUACCGGAAAAGAUAGAUGAUAACCGACCUAUUACUGAAAGACAGAUGCAUUGUAUAAAUAUAGAAGUCUUUUUAACGCACACAACAGCAACGCCGAUACGAAGUCACGACGGGUUUUCUUAUAUGUGUUGCUUUUGUAACGAGAACUUCGUGAAUCCAGCUGAUUUGAAAGAUCAUUCGUUGAUGAAGCAUAAAAACGCUCACGAUAUCAUUGAAUUCAUGAAGAAGCAAAGACCUGAUGCAUUUUUACUGAAGCUCGAUAUCACGUUGUUGAAAUGUACAAUUUGCGAUACAAGUAUCGACACAGUAGACGAAUUGUUUGAUCAUUUGCAAAAUGAACACAAAAAGCGACUGCACACAGAGGUGAAGUGCCAGAUAGUUCCGUUCAAAUUUGGCGGUGAACAACUGCAGUGUGCGUUGUGUUCUCUCUUCUUCACCAAAUACAAGAUCCUUUUGGAACACAUGCACACGCAUUUCAGGAAUUUCGUCUGCGACAUCUGCGACGCGGGCUUCGUCAGUCGCAGAGCGAUGUUGUCACACAAAGACACUCACACCAAAGGCUCGUUCGAAUGCGGGGAGUGCAGCAAAGUGUUCGAGAAUCCCCAGAGACGAAGAACACACAUGAAUGCAGUCCACAGAUUCAUGAAUUUGCCGAGCAAGUGCGGCAUCUGCAAGGAGAGAUUCACAGGCGGCCGCCUGAAGGAUUUACAUAUGAUCGCCGUCCACGGAAUGUCUCCAGUUAUCAGGAAAUGUUUGGCUUGUGACAAAACCUUCCCCAGCCAACAAGCUUUAAGGAUACACACUAAAAAGUAUCACUUACUGGAACGGAAUUUCCAAUGCAGCGAAUGUGAUAUGAAGUUCUUUACCGGAGCGUUGUUGAAGAAUCACAUGUUGAAGCAUACAGGGCAGAAGGAUUUCCAGUGCGAUGUCUGUUUGAAGUGGUUCGGUAGGAAAUGUGUUUUGACCGAGCAUAUGCGAAUACAUAUGAAUGACAGGCGGUUUGUUUGCAUGCAUUGCGGCCGAGGGUUCGUGCAGAAGUGCAGUUGGCGCGGACAUUUGCGGACUGUGCAUGGAGAGAUUGAUGACGGCGUGAUGACAAAUCAACACGAUGCAAGCUACGGUCCCUAA